This is a messenger RNA of Adelges cooleyi (spruce gall adelgid), 677 nucleotides long. It is a transcript of the gene RpL21, whose product is annotated as 60S ribosomal protein L21. Lineage: Eukaryota; Metazoa; Arthropoda; Insecta; Hemiptera; Adelgidae. The transcript is spliced from 5 exons. Gene Ontology annotation, molecular function: structural constituent of ribosome. Gene Ontology annotation, biological process: translation. The record is from RefSeq and is a predicted model, not a curated record. The coding region runs from base 155 to 631 and encodes 158 amino acids. Gene Ontology annotation, cellular component: ribosome; cytosolic large ribosomal subunit.
UCCAUGGAAAAUCUCAAUAUUUCACGAACAUAAACAUAACCUAAAGUUAAUUCUUUCGUGUUAUAUUCAUUUGGUUUCACGUACACGUUUUUGGUAGUGUUUGGUGUCUUCUAACUAACUUUUAAAGGUUUAUUACCUAAAAUAACACAUUACAAUGACUAACUCGAAAGGUUAUCGGCACGGAACCCGGGAUUUGUUCUCCCGAAAAUUCCGUAGGCAUGGAGUUAUUCCAUUGUCGACAUACAUGAAAGUGUACAAAGUUGGUGACAUGGUUGAUAUAAAGGGAAAUGGUGCCGUUCAAAAAGGUAUGCCAUACAAAGUAUAUCAUGGAAAAACGGGUCGUGUAUUUAAUGUAUCUAAACACGCUCUUGGUGUAAUCGUUAAUAAACGUGUUCGUAACCGCAUUAUCCCCAAAAGAAUAAACAUCCGUAUUGAACAUGUUAACCCAUCUAAGUGCAGAGAUGACUUCCUUAAGCGUGUUAAAGUAAAUGAAACAAAAGUAGCAGAAGCUAAAAAAAAGGGCAUUCGAGUGUGUCUUAAACGUAAACCACAAGGACCCCGCCCUGGUCAUAUUGUUAGAGGUACCGAACCCAUUAGUUUAGCUCCUUUACCUUAUGAAUUUAUUGCUUAAACGAUGGUGUAAUAUGUUUUUUAAUAAAUGUAUGGUUAAAGACAAA